Molecule: messenger RNA, 793 nt
Organism: Histoplasma capsulatum G186AR
Lineage: Eukaryota; Fungi; Ascomycota; Eurotiomycetes; Onygenales; Ajellomycetaceae
Exons: 4
Coding region: 168-719 (183 amino acids)
Source: RefSeq, a predicted model, not a curated record
CAAAAUAAAAAGGGCCAGCAUCAUUAUCUGAUCUCAUGCUCUGCCAAACAUACGCCACAUACGCCUGAUACGGCUGACUUCGGGGAGUCGAAGUUGAGAGGAUGAGUGGGAUGGAUGGGAACAUCCGCCGUGAUCAGAGUGAUCAGGCACAGAAUGUGUGGACAGUCAUGCCUGCUCUGAAAGUUGGGGCAUUCAGUGGUGUCUCUGGCCUCAUAUUUGGCGGGAUUACGGGCGUCUUACGCUCACCGAACCCGGCGAUCCAUUCGAUCGCAGCUGGUAUCCAUUGGUUUGCCUUUGGAACCUCGUCAUGGUGGCUUAGGAGUAAUAUCCUCAGAAUUCAAUUUAACGACAAACCAACAGCCGGGCAACGCGCGUUUGCAAGCUCAGUUUCUAGCGGGUUAUCAGGAGGAGCAAUUGCGUUUUCUAUCCACCGACGAUUUAUGCCUGGAGCGGUGAUAUUUGGAAUAGCAGGCUUCCUCGGACAGAAGUCAUAUGAUGUCAUUGAUAGAUGGCAGUUAUCAAGGGAUCGAACUGCACCUCAGAAACCCUUGGUCCAGCGUAUGUUGGAGUCCAAAUGGAUGCUCUUGAGACCGUUACCAGAUGAGGAGUAUAUAGAGAUGCUGAACGAGAAACUGCUGGCUGUUGAUGCAGAGAUUGCGGUUAUUGAUGACAAGAUCGCCGCAUUGAGGACUCAGGAGGCUGGAUGCAUCGUGAGAUGAAUUCCUAUGUUGUAUUCUAUGACGGGUUCAUUUACAAAAAAACAAUGUCGGACCUUUUUGUCCUAGGUUACAAA